Drechmeria coniospora is the source of this 504-nucleotide messenger RNA. RefSeq lists its product as uncharacterized. The coding region runs from base 1 to 504 and encodes 167 amino acids. The transcript has a single exon. The record is from RefSeq and is a predicted model, not a curated record. Lineage: Eukaryota; Fungi; Ascomycota; Sordariomycetes; Hypocreales; Ophiocordycipitaceae.
AUGAACCUGUCUCGGUCGAUGCCUGGUCUUCCCGCCCUCCGCGAGAUGAAGCCGCACCCACGGCCUGGCGCAAGGAUGGCGGCGGCCGCCCCUGGUUCGGAAUUCGGACUGUCGCCCGAGCUUGGAAGCCUUGCCAUGCUUGGGUUUGGUGCCAUCGAUACCGCUUGCUCUGCAGUUUUACGACGUCCAAUCGGCGCCGUCGAAGCAGGUUUCGCACCAACUCAGACUCCGCGACCUCGCAUCCGCCUUGUCGGGACUCGGUCACUGGCCUUGGCUCCCCCCAGAGCACCGACGGUUGGUGAAAACGAUGACGAAUCACGUGUAGGGAAAGAUGGCACGAACAGGAUCGUGCCCGAUUCGAAUGCUUCCGUUCCGUCUGACAUGGUCGUCGUCUUCCCAGGCCUAACAAGUCACCGCACGAAUUGCAUUACCGUUGCCGCUUCUGAACCCGAGUUGGACCGCCCCCUCAAAAGGCGUCUUCGCACUCGCAAGGGCAAGGAGUAG